Messenger RNA from Emys orbicularis (European pond turtle), 3441 nucleotides. RefSeq names its product GEM interacting protein (gene GMIP). Bases 1 to 3441 code for a protein of 1146 amino acids. Gene Ontology annotation, molecular function: GTPase activator activity. Lineage: Eukaryota; Metazoa; Chordata; Testudines; Emydidae. The record is from RefSeq and is a predicted model, not a curated record. Gene Ontology annotation, biological process: activation of GTPase activity; negative regulation of GTPase activity; signal transduction. The transcript is spliced from 22 exons. Gene Ontology annotation, cellular component: plasma membrane.
AUGAAUCGGACAGGAGUACAGGACAAUGCCAGUUACAUUCAGAUUGGAGGCAAAUCACCAGACAGUGGGCACUUUACUUCUGAGCAUGACUCUGGGUUCCUGACCGCUGUUUGGGCUUCAGUCCAGAAACCUACCUCUGGUAACUGCAUUGGUCAAAUGGACCUGUGUUCCAACAAGCUGCUGCACGUAACUGGACAUCUGAGGAACAUCGAUGGCAAAUUCCAGAGCCUCCGGGAGCUUUUCCAAAGAGAAGGAGCUGUUGUUUCAGGAGCUGUUGAAGCUAAAUUGGCAGAUUUGCUGCAGGCCGUCUCUUCCCUCCUGAGCAAGUAUCCUGCUUUGAAUUGUGAAGUUAUCCAGCUUGCCACAUCAGCCCUCAUCACCAGCGUGAAUGGUCUCAACCAUCAAGUGACAGGGUCUGAAAACAAGAAGCGGUACAGUGAGAUUUUCCGGAGUCUGGACGCCUUAGAAAUCUCGCUUGGAAAUGCGACAGUUGACAUGUUCAUUGAUGACACAGACAGCACAGACCCCACAGACCUGACCCCAGAGAGCGAGAUGCUCCCGGUGGAUGAAAGUUUCUACAAGAGCAAAAGCAAUUUGGAGGGGCAGGUGCAGACAAACAUCACAGUUGAAGAGGCUGAUGAGAUGCUGAUAAAAUGCGAAGGUGGUGUUGAUGCAGCCCUUGAAUAUGCCAAAACGUGGUGUAAAUAUGUCAAAGAACUGCUGAGCUGGAUUGAUAAACGCCUGAAUUAUGAAAUAGAGUUUGCCAAAAGCAUUGUGAAGAUAGCCGAAUCAGGCCGAUCUACCAUUAAACAACAGGUCUGCAUGCCACUCCACCUGCUCUACGCCAUGGUCCUGGAACAUGACAUCAAGAUUGGGAGUUUAGCCAUUGAGACUGCAGGGGCUUUGCAGUUGAGAGAAUACUGCCAGCCUCUCACAGCCAAGAGGAAUGAAAUUGAGAAGUGGCGGAAAGAAUUCAAAGAUCAAUGGCUAAAGGAACAGAAAAGAAUGAAUGAUUCACUGUCAUCCUUGCGCAAGUCCCGCCUUCACUACAUACAGCGCUGCGAGGAGUUGGAGAAAGCCAAGCUGCUGAGUGCCAAGGCAGAAGAUGAGUACCAGGGCAUAGCAGCAACCCACCCUGGCAGCGCCAACAAGCAGCUGGAGAAACGGCGCCGCUCUCGUGAGGAGGCACAAGUGAAGGUUCAGGAAACAGAAGCUUCUUACAAGAUGUGCAUCAGUGAUGCCAACUCUCGUCGGCAGGAGCUGGAAAAGGUGCGGGAGAGAAUUGUCUCCCAUAUCCGGAAACUCAUUUACCAAGGAGAUGAGGUGCUGACACGGGUCACCUUGAGGAUGUUCAAGUUGCAGCAGACUCAGGCAGAGAAGAUUCCAGUGGGGUACGAGAACAUGACUGAGUACUGCAAGCCCUACAGAAUGGGUGAGAAAUAUCUGGAAUUCAUUCAGAAGCUGCAGAAGAAAGAGAUCCCCAUGGAGGUGUUUGAAUUUGAAGCAUUUAUUCCUGCCGGGCAGAGGUCUCCUCCUAGUGGUAGAAAAAAGAAUGCAGUGCAAUACUCCUGCAUGUCAUCCUCUGCAGCUGAUCUGAGCACCGAUGCAGAAGAUGCAUCAGGAAAGCAGUUUUCCACAAACAGUGAACAAAGUGCAAACAAGUCCUUCUACAGUGACACAGAAAGCCUGGGUGGGAGCUGCGAAUCCCGGUCCCUGGACUCUCCCACCUCUAGCCCAGGGCACCAAAGUAGGAAGUUGCUAAAAGCUUCAUCCACAGGCACCAUGUCCUCCUCGGAUGAUUUUGAAGAGAGAGAUUCAUGUCAAACAUAUGAAAAUGAAAAUGGAUCAUCCCAGUGUCAGUUUAAGAACAUCUCUCUGUCGAGUGCAGCACAGACCCACCGGCUGCGGAAAUUGCGGGGUCCGUCCAAGUGCAGGGAGUGUGAAACCUUUAUGGUCAGUGGCACCGAAUGUGAAGAGUGCUAUCUGACCUGCCACAGGAAGUGCCUGGAGAACCUCCUGAUCACCUGCGGCCACAAGAAGCUGCCCAGCCGAGUGCCCCUCUUUGGCAUCGACUUCACACAGGUCCCUCGGGAUUUCCCGGAAGAGGUUCCGUUCAUAGUUGUGAAAUGCACCUCAGAAAUCGAGGCACGUGCCCUCGGAGUGCAGGGGAUCUAUCGGAUAAGUGGAGCCAAGGCCCGGGUGGAGAAGCUCUGCCAGGCAUUUGAAAACGGGAGGGAGCUGGUGGAGCUCUCAGAACAUUCUCCUCAUGACAUCACUGGCGUCCUGAAGCAUUUCCUGAAGGAGCUGUCAGGGCCAGUGCUCCUGUAUGAGCUCUACGAUGAAUUAAUCGCGCUUGCCAAGGACCUGCAGAGACCUGGGGAAGGGAAGAGAGACAGCUCAGGGUUCUCAGCAGAUCCCAUUCAAAGCAUGAAGGACUUGCUGAGCAAACUGCCUGGGACUAACUACAACACCCUGCGACACAUCAUUGCACAUCUGUACAGGGUGGCUCAGAGAUACGAAGAGAACAAGAUGUCUCCCAACAACCUGGGGAUAAUCUUUGGGCCAACGCUGAUCCGGCCCGGCUCAGGGUGUGAUGUCUCCAUGUCAUGCCUUGUAGACUCUGGGUACCAGGCCCAGAUUGUGGAGUUUCUCAUUCUGAGCUACGAGAAGGUCUUUGGGAUGGAUGACUUGCCUCCGUCUUUGUAUGAAAACACUUCGCAAGAAGCCUUGGCAGAGAAGGACAAAGAGGAGAAGCAGAGCACUGAGAAAGCCCAGGGUGUGACCACAGAGAGUUUCUCCUUCAAGCAUGAUUCAAGUGAGGGCUACGUGUCUGAUAAGUCAUCUUCCAGUGAAGCCAUCAAUGAGCUGACAAUGGAGGGAGCCCACAGUCCCCUGAGCACAGAUCCCCUAGAUUUGAAUAGAAAUGAUGGCUCUGAGCUGGAGGACCCUGAGGAAUCAGUGCACGAAAAGCCAGAUCCAGAUUCUGAUUCAGUUCUAGGGACGCAACCCAGGGGGUACUUCAGCCGGCAGCCUGUGAAGUAUCCUCGACCGGCACAGGCCAAAAUGAGGCCAAUCAUUCACAAACCUUCCAGCUUGUCCUUGAUGGCUGCUGCUCUGUCAAGCCCUCUGAUGGAGGCUGAUGCAGAAGGCAAUCCUGCAGACUGCAGCCCUUUGAUGAAGGAAGUCCUGGAGAAGAAAGGCAGCAGCAGGAGUAGCUCACCAGAGACCAGCACACUGCAGCGACGUUCUGGAGGAAAACAGCAACUCAGACAUUUUGAGAUCACCCAGGAAACUGCCAGGAUCGUCUCCAAGUUUCAAACCAACAACACUUCCACAGGGUCCCCUGAAGUUUCUCUGGAAAGGACAAGCACAGACUGCACUGAACCCGAACCAAACCCUGACCUGGGGACACCAUCCCAGGAAAACCUUUGUGAACAAUGA